AUGGAGCCAACAAACGGCAUCUGGAAAGCCGUCUUGAUUACAAUAUACACAGUGGUGUUUAUUGGAGGGGUGUGUGGAGCCAUCAAAAUAUCAUUUCUUCUAGUGAAAAUGAAUACUUUAUCAGUGACCACAACAGCCGUCAUAAAUCUGGUGGUGAUUCACAGCCUUUUCCUUGUGACUGUGCCGUUUCGACUGUACUACUACAUCAUGGACAAGUGGGUCUUUGGACAAUCCUUUUGUAAAAUUGCAAGUGCAAUGGUACACAUCCAUAUGUACCUCACCUUUCUAUUCUACCUGUUUAUUUUGGUGAGCAGGUGCCUUAUUUUCUUCAAGUGGAAAGAUAAGUUGGAGUUCUAUAGGAACUUGCAUGCUAUGGCAAGCAGCGCGGCUAUAUGGAUUCUGGCUUUUGUGAUUGCUCUGCCACUCAUCCUCCAUUGCUACAGCAAAACAGGGCAUUAUGACAAUGCCACCUGUUUUAGAUUUCACCAGGAGCUAAAGAACAACUCAGUGAAAGGACUGAACUAUGCUGUCAUUGCUGCCGUGAUCGUAAUAACUUGUGCCCUUUUGGGCUUGCAAGUGUCCAUCAUUCUGAAAAUGGUAAAAAGGCUAUCAGGAUCCAUUUGUUCACAUCAAGAGUUCCGGGCACAGCUAAAAAGUCUGAUUUUUGUAUGGUUCAUAAUUCUUUGUUUCCUUCCUCAUCACUUUUUCCGGAUUUAUUACAUCCAGCAAUUUGAGGCUGGUUCUCAGUUGGAGAUAUACAAUGAAUUUUGUUUGAGUACCACUGCAGUCAGCUGCCUCGAUUUGUUGUCCUUUGUGUUAAGUGGAAGCCAGCUCUGGAGGCAAAAUAGCAUUGUCUUUUCAUGCUGCUAA
Euleptes europaea (tarantolino) is the source of this 870-nucleotide messenger RNA. It is a transcript of the gene GPR141, whose product is annotated as G protein-coupled receptor 141. NCBI's taxonomy places the organism in Eukaryota, Metazoa, Chordata, Lepidosauria, Squamata, Sphaerodactylidae. Gene Ontology annotation, molecular function: G protein-coupled receptor activity; oxysterol binding. The transcript has a single exon. The coding region runs from base 1 to 870 and encodes 289 amino acids. Gene Ontology annotation, cellular component: membrane. Gene Ontology annotation, biological process: G protein-coupled receptor signaling pathway. The record is from RefSeq and is a predicted model, not a curated record.